CACACUUUGACCGUAACACAAUCAUGGCCGAAAGAAGCGAAGGAAAGUCAGUCAAUUUGUCAGCGGGUCAAGCGUCUGCGGCGGUGUCCUACGCCACGGACAUAACGCAUCGCUAUCCGACGUUUCGCGACGAACCGUUCAAGACCGUGCACAACUGGCUGGAAGGCAAACGGUACGAUGAUGGUGCGGAGUGUCUUUGGCGCAUCAAUGACGGUCUGUACGAUCUGGAAGAUUUUGCACGCACCCACCCAGGAGGCGCUGAGUGGAUACAAUGGACAAAGGGAACGGACAUUACGGAGGCAUUCGAAACGCAUCACAUCAGUUUGCGGGCGGAACAGAUGCUUCCGAAGUUUUACGUUCGGCAGGCAACGCAGCCACGGAACGUAAAGUUUACGUUUCAUGAGCAUGGAUUUUACCGAACACUCAAGCGACGCAUUAGGGACCAACUGGUCCGUGUCGAUCCUGCACCGAAGGAACAGUCUCGCCGAAUACUCGACAUACUGCUCGGAGCUGUACUGGUUUCGGCAUACCUGGCAGUAAGGCAUGAAAGUUUCAUCAUCGGAUUGAUUUGUGCCAUUUGUGUAAAUGCAACCAUCAUUGCCGCGCACAACUUUCUGCACCAGCGAGACAACUGGCGCAUGUACGCCUUCAACAUAGCGUUUCUGAGUUACCGGGAAUGGCGUGUGUCUCACGUGAUAUCGCACCACCUAUUCCCGAACUCGGUGCUGGAUAUGGAAAUUUCUGCAUUCGAGCCAUUCCUGUGCUACUUACCGUGGGCAGAUCUGAAGAACAGUUUCCAGCGGUACGGUUCCUGGUUCUAUGGACCGUUCAUAUACGGGUCGAUCUUCCUCAGCGAGUAUCUAAAGCGGCUGAUGGACAGCUUCAGCCAAGGAAAGAACCGGUUCCAUCUGGAUGAUCUCAUCCCUUUUCUCCUGCCUGCCUUCAUGUACGCAACCAAUCCGGACCGCAUCACAGUAAUUUUUCAGAUGUGGCUGUUUGUGGUGCUGAUAGCAAGUUUUUUCUUCGGUUUGAUCGGGCUCAGCGCUGGCCAUCAUCAUCCGAAAGCGCUACAUUCGGGUGAUUUGUUUCCACAAGACAUCGAUUUCGGACUGUACCAGAUGGCAACCAUCGUCGAGCGGAGAGGCGUCGAAGGAUCGCUUGUGAAGGUGUUGACCACCUUUGGAGAACACUAUUUGCAUCAUCUGUUUCCAACGCUCGAUCAUGCGAUCUUACCCCAGCUGAACGGUGUCUUUCUCGCGACGUGCGAUGAAUUUGAUGUUGGGAAGCGACAUAGUUCGUGGUUUUCGCAGUAUAUCGCACAAAAUUUGCAGCUUGCUCGUGUGCAUUCCAAGCAGUACCAGGCACAAAAGUCAAACAGCAAAUUAAAACAUAAAAUAAACAAAGUGUAUGAUGACGUGUCCGGUACUUGCAAGUCACUCUGA
This is a messenger RNA of Anopheles maculipalpis, 1442 nucleotides long. Its product is annotated as cytochrome b5-related protein-like. The coding region runs from base 24 to 1442 and encodes 472 amino acids. Gene Ontology annotation, cellular component: mitochondrion. The record is from RefSeq and is a predicted model, not a curated record. NCBI's taxonomy places the organism in Eukaryota, Metazoa, Arthropoda, Insecta, Diptera, Culicidae. Gene Ontology annotation, biological process: lipid metabolic process. The transcript is spliced from 4 exons.